AUGUCGACCUUUUACCACCAUGCAACCACCACUAUUCUCAUCAUCCUCCUCAUCCUAGCCACAACCACAUCAUCAACAAACCCAACCUCCUCCCCACUCCACUUCUCCAAGUCAUCUAGAUCCUCAUCCUCAUCAUCAUCACCAUCCCGGUCAUCGCCAUCAGUCUCGAACCCUGAGAAACUGUUCGACGACACGAUCCAGUCCAUUCUAACUCAGGCUCAGUCAACCAGCACCAUGGCCUCCCUACUCACCACCACUUCCUCAACAUCGUCUCAGGGUUUCACUGAGGACCCUGGAGCGACCACGGUCACCACCACGGGCCCCGUGGGGGACUGCAUGGACCUGCUGGACGACACGUUGGACCAGCUGUCCAACGUGGCCCACCGUCGUGAUCACAACCCGGCCCACACCCACGACGACGUCCAGACGUGGCUCAGCGCCGCCCUCACCAACCAAGAGACGUGCAAAGAGAGCCUCCAAACCCCGCCGUUGAAAAAUCCCCACCGCCACCACGAACCGGCGAUGAAAGCGAUCCUCCUUCAGGCGUUGGCUCGAAACAUGACCGCCACCGUGGAAGCUUCGCUAGCACUAUACGUGAACCACAUCCGUAGUAACAACAACCCACGCCACGUCAUGAGCCCUAAAUACCGUAAAUACCCUUCUAAUUACAUCCCCGGCGGCAGGAAGCUGUUGUCGGCGGCCUCGUCGUCCUUCCCCGGGUGGCUGCCCGCCGCCAAGAGGAAGCUUCUCGAAGCUUCCAUGGGCGAGCUGGAGGUCCAUGCCGUGGUGGCGAAGGACGGAAGUGGGACCCACACAACCAUAGCGGCGGCGCUUAGGGCGGUGACGAUGAGUGGUGGCGCCACCGUGGCGUCCGGCGGCGGGGGUAGUUCGGUGAUUUACAUCAAGGCCGGUACUUAUAAGGAGACGUUGAACAUUCCGACGAAGCAGAAGAACGUGGUGUUGAUGGGGGACGGGAAGGGCAAGACCGUCAUUGUGGGGAGCAAGAACGCCGACGAUGGGUCGACCACUUACCAAACCGCCACCGUUGCUGCGAUGGGAGAUGGGUUCAUGGCCCGUGACAUCACGAUCAUAAACGACGCCGGUCCAACCAAGCACCAGGCCGUGGCGCUCCGGGUCGGGUCGGACCGGUCCGUCAUCUUCCGGUGCUCCAUCCAGGGCUACCAGGACACACUCUACGCGCUGUCCAAGCGCCAGUUCUACCGCGAGACCAACGUCUACGGCACCAUCGACUUCAUCUUCGGCAACGCCGCGGCCGUGUUCCAGAGCUGCAGCCUGUACUCCCGCAAGGGCGGUUCGUACCCGAACAACUUCGUGACCGCCCAGGGCCGGUCCAGCGAGUACCAGAACACGGGGUUCUCGAUCCACAACUGCCGGGUCGAGGCCGCCCCGGACCUCCCCGCGGGGUCCGGGUCCACGUACCUGGGCCGGCCCUGGAAGGAGUACUCGAGGACCGUGGUCAUGCAGUCCCAGCUGGGGGGACACAUCAACCCGGCCGGGUGGUCCGCCUGGUCCGGUGGGUUCGCGCUCAAGACCCUUUACUACGCGGAGUACCUGAACUCCGGACCAGGGGCUGGGACUUCCGGCCGCGUCGGAUGGCCCGGGUACCACUCUGCCCUGGCACCUGCCGAUGCGGGGAAGUUCACCGUCGGGCAGUUAAUCACGGGGAACUCCUGGCUGCCGUCGACCGGAGUCUCGUUCGACUCCGGUUUGAUUGGUUAA
Molecule: messenger RNA, 1740 nt
Organism: Linum trigynum
Lineage: Eukaryota; Viridiplantae; Streptophyta; Magnoliopsida; Malpighiales; Linaceae
Source: the annotation of a GenBank genome assembly